UUCUGGGCUGGCUCUGAUAUCACUCUUAGCCAAUGGCAGCCGUUCUGACACACCUUCUGGUCAGCACAAAGAAAACCAAAAGUUCCCCCGGUUUGCACAGUCUGUUUUUCAAUAACUGAAGCAAAGUAUUGCUUUGAACCAGAAGAGGAACUCAACAGACCGCAAUGUCUGACAUUACCCAGCUGCUGUUCAGCACCAGUGGGUUGCUGGUAGGCACGUUCUCCCUGCUGAUACUCUUUUUAUUACUGAUCCGAAGAAGGAGGAGGACUGGGGAGCCCCCAUUGGAUAACGGAAGGUUUCCAUUUAUUGGACAUGCUUUAGAGUUUGGUAAAGACCCUUUGAAAUUCCUGUGGUCACAACAAAAGAAACAUGGAGACAUCUUUACGGUCUAUUUGGCCGGAAAAUAUAUGACUUUUGUCAUGGAUUCCACCCAGUUUCAGCAUGUUAUCAGACAUGCCAAGCAUCUUGACUUCAGUGCUUUUGCGGAUGAAAUGGCUUCCAGAACUUUUGACUACCCACGCGUGACAGAAGCAAAGUUCCCUCAGCUCAAAGAUAACAUGCACAGAAUAUAUAAAAUCAUGCAGGGUAGGCCAUUGGACAAACUAACUGACAGCAUGAUGGGAAAUAUCCAACAUGUAUUCAAAUGGAAAUUCUCACAAGCAACAGAUUGGAAAACAGAAAAAAUGUACCAGUUCUGCUGCUGUAUUAUGUUUGAAGCCAGUUUUAUGACACUCUAUGGAAAAGAUCCUGCUGCAGAUGGUCGCAAAGUUAUUAGCGAAAUCAGAGAAAAUUUUACAAAGUUUGAUGCCAAGUUCCCCUAUCUUGUCAUAAACAUACCAAUUGCGUUGCUAGGAGCUACCAAGAAGAUUCGCGAAGAGCUCAUACGUUUUUUUUACCCUAAUAAAAUGGCAAAGAGAUUGGAAGUCUCGGAUCUGAUCCAAUCUAGAACCAAUAUACUUGAACAGUAUGAUGUCCUCCAAGACUAUGACAAAGCAGCACAUCAUUUUGCCUUCCUUUGGGCCUCUGUGGGGAACACGAUUCCAGCAACAUUCUGGGCCCUGUAUUAUCUGGUGAGACACCCAGAAGCCCUUGCAGCGGUGCGUAACGAAAUUGACCAUUUGCUACAGUCAACAGGUCAAAAGAGGGGUCCAGACUAUAAAAUCCACCUCACCAGAGCACAGUUGGACAGCCUGGUCUUACUAGGUAGCGCUAUAAAUGAGUCUCUGCGAUUGUGCUCCGCUUCCAUGAACAUUCGUGUAGUCCAGGAGGAUUUUCUUCUGGAGCUGGAGGAUCAGGCAUAUAGUCUGAGGAAAGGAGAUUUUAUAGCCAUGUACCCGCCGACUUUGCACAGAGACCCUGAGGUGUAUGAGGAUCCCGAGGAUUUCAGGUAUGAUCGUUAUAUUGAAGAUGGAAAAGAGAAAACUACCUUCUUCAAAAAAGGGAAAAAGCUCAAGCAUUACCUUAUGCCCUUUGGCUCUGGAACCAACAUAUGUCCUGGUCGAUUUUUUGCUGUUAAUGAGAUAAAACAGUUUCUUGCUGUGUUAGUAAUGUAUGUAGAUAUGGAAGUGGUUGAGAACAAAACUGUUGGCCAAGAUAAUAGCCGUACAGGCCUUGGUAUCCUUUUGCCUGAUUCUGACAUCUUGUUCCGUUAUAGGCCACGAGCAUUUGAACAGUAGAGCUGAAUGAUUUCACUGUCAUGAUUUUUGAAUGAUUGUUAUCAUACAUCAUAUCUAGCUAGCUGGUUUAAUAGCAAUCAGACUAUACUAAUAUUAAUCAGUAGGCUGGCUUUAAUUUAUAAUUGACCUGACGACUUUUACAAGAAGCCAUAUUUUCGUGAUUUAGUGUUAAGCCUGGGAGUUCCACCACAGUGAGCAAUAACUUGCUUACCCCUUUGGCAUUCAAAGGGUUAAUGCCGAGAUCUGUGCAUUGCUACUUGAUUAAUAAUAAAUGACAAGGUUAUAUGAUUGAUUAGAUUAAUCUAAAACAGACAUACAUGUUGUCAGGUUUGCAAUUAACUAUAGCAUUAAA
Messenger RNA from Spea bombifrons (plains spadefoot toad), 2028 nucleotides. RefSeq names its product cytochrome P450 7B1. Gene Ontology annotation, biological process: cholesterol homeostasis; bile acid biosynthetic process. The transcript has 6 exons. NCBI's taxonomy places the organism in Eukaryota, Metazoa, Chordata, Amphibia, Anura, Pelobatidae. The record is from RefSeq and is a predicted model, not a curated record. Gene Ontology annotation, molecular function: heme binding; steroid hydroxylase activity; oxidoreductase activity, acting on paired donors, with incorporation or reduction of molecular oxygen. Bases 165 to 1676 code for a protein of 503 amino acids.